AUUAUUAAAUUAAAGUUAACAAAAAGUUUUGUGCUUCGUUUAUUAAAUAUUGGCACUCACUGAAUUUAUGAAAAGGCAAUGUCGCUGAUUUCACAAAUAAGUUUGUCUCAGGAACUAACCUGCAGGCCUUUAGAUACCUACGAAGAGAUUCUGGAAUUCUUAAAAGAUCCUCCUUCAUGGAGAACCCUAUGUACAGAGCUGAAGCCUCAUAGCCAACAAGCUAUUCGAAACGUAGACAUCAAUAAAGAUUUCGGAAAAACAUUUUUGGAAACCCCGCAAACUUUCUGUCAUUAUAUGACGGAUACGGAAGACUUAGUUGUACGUCAAAGUAUAAAAAAGUUACCAAAAACUUUGGUAUGUCACGAUAUGGCCAACGGAUAUCAUGACGAUUGCGUGGUGGACGGUACAAAUGACCAUGAGGCUUACACAUUCUACAACUGGGGUGGGAUUGAUAUUUUCUGCUACUUCAGCCACCACCUGGUGACCAUACCACCUCUGGGAUGGAUCAACAUUGGUCACGCGCACGGUGUUCAGGUUAUCGGAACUAUAAUAACAGAAUGGAGCGAGGGCUCGACUUUUUGGGAAAAUAUUUUGUCUUCGGAAGAAAAAAUGGAAGAAUUUGCCAACGCCUUGGUUUAUAUCGCGAAAACACUCAGUUUCGAUGGAUGGCUUCUAAACGUUGAAAAUAAGGUUUCGCGGCCGCGCGAGCUGGUGGCGUUCGUACGGCUGCUGCACGGGAAGCUGCACGCCGCGCUGCCGCACCCGCUGCUUAUCUGGUACGACAGCGUCACCGUCGCAGGACACCUCAACUGGCAGAACUGUCUAAACGAAAAGAACAGGGCAUUCUUCGACGCAUGCGAUGGCAUCUUCACAAACUACUCGUGGUCGGAGAACGAGGUGCGCGAGAGUGCGGUGGCGGCCGGCGACCGCCUCACCGACGUCUACGUGGGGAUCGACGUCUGGGGACGCAACUUCUAUGGCGGCGGCCAGUUCAAUACGCAGGAGGCGGUGAAGGUGGCGCACAGUCACGGGUGCUCGCUGGCGGUGUUCGCGCCGGCAUGGACGCACGAGGCGCGCUCGGACGCCUCCUGCGACGUGGACAUGUUCACGCCCAAGGUCAACACGUACGAGCAGUUCCUGCUGCGGGAGCGCGCGCUGUGGGGCAGCUUGUGGCCCUACCUCAACACCAAGCUGCCCUGCGCACUGCCCUUCGCCUCCUCCUUCUGCCGCGGACAGGGCAACAAGCGCCGCUUCUAUGGAGAAGUAAUAAGUCCUGGGCCGUGGUACAACUUGCGGCACAUGCAGUACCAGCCCAACUCCUCGCAUGGCCCGCACGGCUACCUCCUCUCCGUACUCGAGAACAUCAUCAACGCCUCGCGCCACGGCUUAUUCAAGGAUAAGGCGGAGAUGACGCGCUGCAGACGCUCCCUCGAGCUCACCAGGAGCGGAUUAUCCAUAAAAGAUACCAAAAAAUCGUCCUUCGACAGUCGCAGCGAGUCGCAGCUGUCCGUAGUUAAAGAAACUAAAUCGGAGACUGCCGGCGAAGAAGACAACACCAUACCCGUCGAAGAAAAAGAGGAGAAGAACGAAAACGAAGAAAAGUCUACGAAGUCACGUAAAGUGACCGACGCUUUCCGAAAUUUGUUCAAGAUAACUCCGUCCAAGGACGCGGUGGAACAGCCAGAGCAGAACACCGCGGCCGCCGGCGCCGGCGCAGACCUCCACACCGACGCCGAGGCGUCCGACACUUCUAUGAUUCAGACCUCCUUAAACUUACGUCUCGGCCAGAACCCGAAGAAAAUUCGCCUGGGCCUGGCCCCCGUGCCUAACGAAUUGGAGUGCCUGCAACCUUACUUCAAGGAUAGUUUCAUCGGCGGCUCGUGUCUUAAACUGAAUCCUUCGGACAAGGUGGACCCCGCGCACCGGUGUGCCAGGCUGCUGCACUGCGACUUUCCCAUGGACGGCGACCUCAUCGCGUGCGUCGUAACCAAAAAUUUGUCGAAUCAUCCGGAACAAUAUCUAAACGUCAUCUUGCGCGUGUUGCCAGCCUCCGGCGCGGAGAUGAAGAUCGUAUUAUUCGGGGGAAUCGUUUCCGAAGGCAAGAGCCCUCCGGCGAGCGGCUCGUCCGUCUCCUACAUCUUACCGUUUAACUGCAAUCCCGGCUUCAAGGACAUACAGAAGUAUAUGAUGCUUAACGAGCCGGGAUUCUACAUCCCCGUGGAGAAUCAUUUCGGUUGGAACGUUAGAUACUACCUGGUGAGCGGCGUGGGGGGCGUGGUGGGCGUGCGGGGCGCGCGCGUGGCCGGCGUGGACUGCCGCACGGGCCGCGCAGAGGGACCCAUACUACUCGGACACUUCGGACUCUGCCAACACUCUAAGAUGGCGUAACCAUGAGAAGUUGUUAGUCGUACUUAUACACCUGAACAUUCCAUACAAAGCUAUUUCUCGUAGCC
This is a messenger RNA of Papilio machaon (common yellow swallowtail), 2453 nucleotides long. It is a transcript of the gene ENGase, whose product is annotated as cytosolic endo-beta-N-acetylglucosaminidase 1. Gene Ontology annotation, cellular component: cytoplasm. Gene Ontology annotation, molecular function: mannosyl-glycoprotein endo-beta-N-acetylglucosaminidase activity. The transcript is spliced from 9 exons. Gene Ontology annotation, biological process: protein deglycosylation. Lineage: Eukaryota; Metazoa; Arthropoda; Insecta; Lepidoptera; Papilionidae. Bases 79 to 2388 code for a protein of 769 amino acids. The record is from RefSeq and is a predicted model, not a curated record.